Clarias gariepinus (North African catfish) is the source of this 1005-nucleotide messenger RNA. It is a transcript of the gene cd8b, whose product is annotated as cd8 beta. The transcript is spliced from 6 exons. Lineage: Eukaryota; Metazoa; Chordata; Actinopteri; Siluriformes; Clariidae. Gene Ontology annotation, molecular function: MHC class I protein binding; coreceptor activity. Bases 98 to 727 code for a protein of 209 amino acids. The record is from RefSeq and is a predicted model, not a curated record. Gene Ontology annotation, cellular component: cell surface. Gene Ontology annotation, biological process: regulation of immune response.
AAAAAAAAACUAAAGCAAACAUACACACACACACACGCACAGGCACACGCACACGCACAGGCAACCCCAUACUGGCGACACAACUGCAUCCUUGAAGAUGACCCUCAAUUACUUAUGGAGCUUUUUCUGCUUUAUAAUAACAGCGUCCGCAGUGAAAGUGCUCUACCCGAGCAUCAACAGCUCUGAGACCCUGAACUGCCUCUGUCCGGACCACCAGUGUCAAAAGGUGAACUGGUACCGUUUACUGCAGGACAGCGACACACCCGAGUUCAUCUUGUCCGCCAAUAACAUAAACUUCCUACGCUAUGGUGCAAACAUCGCCCAAAGCCGCUACAAGCCAACGGCCUCUGAUAGUUCAGGAAAGGUGGUAUACACGCUGCGCAUCACUGGCAUACUGAAGAAUGAAACGGGCUUCUACUCGUGCCUGCUCGUCAGUCAGAACUCAGCGCAGGACCCCAAAGAUCUGAUGCCUACAGGAUAUUCUAUCAGACCUGGAGAAAGCAUAACCACCCUCGCACCUCCAACAACAAAAAAACAUAUACAUAAGAAUCGUUCACCCAAGAUCUGCAAGUCCAAGUCUCUGAAAGGUUGCCAGUCUCUGGUACUCUGGUCGGGCAUCGGUGCUGUCCUGCUCCUGGUGGUGGUCCUGAUCUCAACACUGUAUUAUUUUAGCAGACUACCUAAGAAGUGCAGACACAGGUUUGAGAAAACGCAUCGGCUGAGAUAAGAUGAGACGAGACGAGAUGAGACGGGACGAGAGGAAGCGCUCCUGUAAAUGAAUCAUCUGUAUAAAGAAACAUAUAGAGUAUUUUUAAAGCAGACGCCCUUUCUUCAUUUCUGAAUCUGAGCCUAUUGAUCCUGGCUAUAGCUCUGUUUCCUUCACUGUUCUGUAACGGUAUGUUUAGAGUUAUUUAUUUCUUUCAGCAAGAGGCUUUUAUGCGAAACGACCUACAGUUAGACAGAUUAUAUUACAGUUAUAGAAUAAUGCAGAUCAGGGGUGACAGC